Sarcophilus harrisii (Tasmanian devil) is the source of this 12180-nucleotide messenger RNA. RefSeq names its product retinoic acid induced 1 (gene RAI1). Gene Ontology annotation, biological process: circadian regulation of gene expression; regulation of transcription by RNA polymerase II. The record is from RefSeq and is a predicted model, not a curated record. The transcript is spliced from 5 exons. Gene Ontology annotation, cellular component: nucleus. Lineage: Eukaryota; Metazoa; Chordata; Mammalia; Dasyuromorphia; Dasyuridae. Bases 3952 to 10044 code for a protein of 2030 amino acids.
CUAUUAAAAAUAAAAUUAAAAAAACUAAAAGAAAAUAAAUUUAUUACUUUGCCUCAGGAAGACUUUUGUUAGUUGUUUGGAAAUAUGAAGACUUCUUAGAUUAUUAGAAUAAUCUAGGAAAGAAGGGAUGAUGUUCUAAAUUAGAGCGUGGCUAUGACGAGUGGACAGCCACAGAUUUGAGAAACUUUAAGGCAGAAUCAUCAAGAUUUGCCAUGAGUAUAUGUUUGGAAACAUUUGAGAGUGAAAAGUAAGAGACAAGAAUUAAAGGAUGAUCCUGAGAUUAGGAGACCUCAGCAAAUAUAUAGCAAUUUGAUGGAGAGCAUAAUUUAAUAUGCAAAAUGAGAACACUCAGACCCAUGGUGCUGUGAAAAACAAAGAAUACCAGCUCUAGAAUUUAAGGACUUGAUACCUGUAGGAUCUUGGGCAAUUUAUUUAGCUUCCUUAGGCCUCAGUUACCUGAGAUAUAAAAGAAAGGGAUGGGACUAGUUCAUCACAAUUGUCCCUUCCAUACUUAUCUCUGAUCCUGUGGUCUCACCUAUGGCUCACAAAAAUUAGUUGCAAGUAAAAUCCAGUCUACUUGAUUGCUCAGUUGUGGGGGAGAAGGGGAAGGGAAGAGAAACACCUUUGUUCCUUAUGAACUAUGGCAUCUUAUCCUGGCAGUGGCUAUGAAACAGGAAGAAGAAAAGAGAGAAGGGUAAGCAAGAAUUUGGACAGUUGUCUUAUCAAGGCAGAGCCUAAGGGGAAUCAGUGUUCUCAUGUCACAGGUAUUUUUUUUUUUUCUUCCUUGUGACUCUGAAUGACCAAUGAUGGGAAAUUUUUGAUGCAAAGGAAAUGGUAGAACAUUAAUAGAUUCAAGAAAAUUUGCUACAGAUCUCCCCGCCCAAAUCUUACCUAGCUAAAGAUUGUAAACCAAGGAGGCAGGAACAGGUGGGAUAAGGCAUUUGUGAAUCAUAAGCAAAGUUUUUAAAUGGUAUCUUUGUGUUCUUUUUUUAAUGACUUUCAAUCUCCACUGUAAUAGUCAGGAAUCUAUCAUAAAAUUAAUACCUCUGUGCCAAGGAAAAUGGAGUUUCUGGAAUUAAAAUUGUGCAUAUUUAUAAAAGUAAUAGUUUUUUUUUUAAGGCAGCCUAGAAAUUGGAAAGACCUGGAUUCAAAUCAUGGCACUGACACAUACUAACUUUGUGAUCCAGGCCAAGUCAUUUAAUAUAUCUGUGGCCCAGGGAAGCUCUCCAAGAUUAAAAGAUGCCCAUCUGCAUUGGAGGAAAGACUUUCCUCACUAGGAGUCCCAUAUACCAAUACAUUCCCAGGCUCUGAUUCUUUUCUUUUCCAAAGUUAAAAGUAUUUAUCUUCUGAAUGGACAAGUUGCUUCCCAUAAGCACAAUAGGAAGCUGUCUACCUCACAUAUCCUUAAAGUAUUAAAGUCAAGAGCAAUCUGGACUUUUUCUCUCUUGAAAUCAAAUGUUAUUAGGACAAUUAUGUCACAUCACCUACAAGUGUCCUGGUCUACAGUGAGGCUGAUAUUGCAUACUAGUGCUUUCUAGGAGAAAAACAACUAUCUCUGCAGUAUACAUUAUCACUUAGCAUCAUCCAGUUUUAGCGCCUCUAGGGAUUGGUCUGUUACUGCUUCUCUGGGGAACUAGUUCUUCUGAUGUUUCAGGCACUUAAAUAGCCUCCCCCGUCUUUCUCUCCUCUCUCCAAUUUCCCUCUUUCCUUUCUCCCCCAACCCAGUCCCAGGUUCUGUCCUGAACAAUUCCCUGGGAGUUGACAUCUUCCCAUUGUUAUAACAAUCAUUUGGGAUAACUCAAAUUUUCUAACUCACUUUUUGGUAGCCAAGCCACUUCAGUCUCUCUGUACCUCAAUUUCUCUUAACAUUAUCAUCCUUCAAAAACUUGUAUUGAAGAUAAACCACCUCCAUCAUCAUCUAAAGCCUUUUGAGCACUCACUAUAUGAUGGCUCAGUUGAGGUAGUGUUUGAUAAGUUUGGAGGGAGUGAAAAAGACCUCCAUCCACUUCUUGAUCUGGGGGAACCUCUAACCUAGAGAAGGAAACAAGGUAUUCAUUAAUCAUACAGAGAUAAAAAGUUUGUAUCUAACUAAAAUAUAUAGCAGUUAGUAAACAAAGACUGUAUAUUUAAUGAUAGCUGGUCAGUGAGUUGUUUCGGUCAGAGACUUUUUGGAGAAAAAUUGCUUAUCCUGAAGAAAACAAAUAUAUUGUAUUAUUUUGCAAAAACUUAUUUGCUAUCAUAUGGCCUUUGGCGUGACAAAGACCUGAUAUCAAUCUUAACUCUAAUAUUUGCUAGUUGUAUGAUCAUUGUGUAUGAUCAGAAAAGUAACCUCCUCGACCUCUGUUUCCUCAUUUGAAAACAAUAUCUGGAUUCUCACAGGGGUGUUGUGAGGUUUGUAGACAACGUACUGCAAUGCUUGGCAAACCUUUAAGAGGUAUCUAAAUGUCAGUUAUUAUUAAUUUAGGUUGAAAGAAAAAAAGGGGCUUAAGCGGUGUCUUGAGGAAGCCCCUGACUCUCCUCUCCACCACCGGAUUCCCUAUGUCACCACUCACCAGUUUGUUUAGUGCACAAGUUCAGGGAAAUCUAUUUCUUGCCCUUGAGAAUUGCCCUCCAGAGGGGAGGUAUCUUCUGUUGGGGGAAAGCUUCUAUCACUAGGUUUUGUAGCUCCUGACUUCUACAUUUCCUCCCACAGCCUGCCCCUCCUCACGGCCCCCACUCGGCCUUCUCCCAGACACAGCCCUUCCUUGGCUGGUUUCCCCAGACACCUGACCUUGUGUCUAGUGGUCUUUCUGUCUGUCUGGACAACUGGAACCCAUCAGGCCACUUUUUGUUACCUCCUCCCCCCUCCUAAUUUUUGUUUUCAUUUGAAAAUAUUUUCUACUUUUUGCACUGAGUGGAAAUAGCUGGGAAGAGGAGGUUGAGAAGAGGGAAUGAAGGAGGAAGAGGACGGAAAAAAGAGGGAGGAAUGGCGAUCAAGGGGAAGAGGAGGAGGUUCUCCAGACUCACACACAAACAGAAAUAAAUAUCAUUUCUAUUUUUCCCCUUCCUCAUUUUCGUUUUCCGACUCCCCAGACGGUUUCCAGGGGGCUUAGCAUUUUCAAAGCCUCGCGUAAGCGUCUCUGACAAUGGGAAGUGGUGCCUUUUCGCCCGCGGCCGGCACCGUUUUAAAUGAGGUCCCAGGUAGCCAUGGUUACCUCUCCUCUUCGGUGGGAGAUGACUUUUAUUUCCUGCCUUUUGUGUUUGCACAUCUCAGAUACACAUCCUCCUGCCCCCUAAUUGGCAUUCACACUUCGGGGCCGCGCGAAAGGGAUCGACCAAACAAGCAGGAACGCCAGGGGCGGGCAGGAGAGCGCCUAGGACUGGACAAGCUUGGGACCCAGAGACCAAGGGGGUCAGGGUUUGGGGAGGCGGACAAAAGAGCGGGAGGAAGACGGUGUGGGUGAGAGAGGCAGGGUGGAGGAACCGAAGGGGACUCAUGCGGGGGAGAGAGAGCGAGCUCAGGGGAAGGUGGGAGGGGCGCUGAGGAGGGAGGAAGGUCAUCAGAUUUGCCCACGGGACAUGAAAAGCCACCCGGAUCGAGGCAGAUUUUUCUGCGCCCCCUGGGAGGCCCCAGGAGCCCAGUCCUCUUGCUCCCCCUCCCUGUAAGAACAUACCCCUCAUGUUCUCCACCAACCCUCACAUCAGUUCCGGGGAAAGGAAAGAGGAGCGCGGCAGGGACUGCUCCAGGGACCCAGGCCUUUGCAGAUAUAAGCAAACCUUGAUUAAAAGCUGCCUGACAGCCCACGGCAGCGGCAAGCAGCAGGCAAGGAAGCUCUUCAAGUCCAAAGGGAGUCGCAGUGGCGGCUCCCGCCACGGCCAGGCUCUCAGAUGUCCCUGAUCCUUUAAUCAAUCACAGCCGAGGAGGGGAAGAGCAAACGCCCAUCUGAGGCGAGGAGAUAACCAGCCCGAGCCAUGCAGUCUUUUCGAGAAAGGUGUGGUUUCCAUGGCAAGCAGCAGAACUACCAGCAGACUUCACAAGAUUCAUCACGCCUGGAGAAUUACAGGCAUCAGAGCCAGGCAGGGCUGAGCUGCGAGCGGCAGCGGCUGCUGGCCAAGGAGUACUACAGUCAGCAGCCCUACCCGGCUUACGACAGCAGCGCCUCGGCGGCCGCCGACAAGUACCACCGGGGCAGCAAGCCCCUCCCCGGCCAGCCGCCGCUGCAGGGGAGGCCGACCUUCUCCAGCUACAGCGUCCCGGAGAGCAGUCCCUACCCGGCUCGGUACUCGGGAGAGGAGAGCCUGCAGACGUGGGGGGCCCAGCAGCAGGCCCUUGCAGGGGGGGUGGCCAAGUAUGAAGAGAACUUGAUGAAAAAGACAGCGGUUCCCUCCAGUAGCCGUCAGUACCAGGAGCAGAGCUCUCAGCUGCCCUUCCGGACUCACUCCCUGCACCUCCAGCAGCAGCAGCAGCAGCAGCAACAGCAACAGCAGCAACAGCAGCAGCAGCAGCAGCAGCAGCUGCAACAGCAGCAACAGCUGCAACAGCUGCAGCAACAGCAGCAGCAGCAGCAGAACCCCUUGACGUACCCCAAGCUCCAAAGGCAGAAGAUCCAAAAUGAUAUCGCCCCCAUACCCUUUCCCCAGGGCUCUCAUUUCCCCCAGCAUUCCCAGUCCUUCCCUACUUCCUCCACCUAUUCUUCGGCCGUGCAGGGCGGGAGUCAGGGAGCUCACUCCUUCAAAAGCUGCACCGCCCCCUCCACCCAGCCCCAUGAGAGGUCCCUGGCUAGCAGCGCCAGCCUGACCCCGGGGCCCAGGGUGCAGAGCCUGCACAGCUAUCAGGCAGGCAGGAUCAGCUACGACCAGCAGCAGCAGCAGCAGCAGCAGCAGCAGCAACAGCAACAGCAGCAGCAGCAGCAGCAGCAGCAGCAGCAGCAAGCAGCAGCUCUCCAGGGCAGACACCAUGCCCAAGAAACGCUGCAUUACCAGAACAUAGCCAAGUACCAACACUACAAUCAGCAGGGCCAGAGCUACUGCCAGCCGGACACCCCGGUGAGGACACCCGAGCAGUACUACCAGACCUUCAGCCCCAGCUCCAGCCACUCGCCGGCGCGCUCCAUGGGCCGCUCCCCCUCCUACAGCUCCACGCCAUCCCCGCUGAUGCCCAACCUGGAGAACUUCCAGUACAGCCAGCAGACCCUCAGCACGGGGGCCUUCCCUGCCAGCAUCACGGACCACAGCCACUUCAUGCCCCUGCUGAACCCUUCCCCGACAGACGGGGCGAGCUCCGUGGACGCGCAAGCCGUGAAUUGCAAGAACUUGCAGAAGGAGAAGAUCCCUGAGAAUCUGCUCUCGGACCUCAGCUUGCAGAGCCUGACUGCUCUGACUUCACAAGUGGAGAACAUUUCCAACACUGUGCAGCAACUUCUGAUGUCCAAGUCGACCGUUCCCCAGAAGAAAGGCAUGAAGAACCUCGUCCCCAGGACCCCAGAGCAGCUCAAAGGUCAGCACUGCAGCCCGGAGAGUGGCAGCUACUCUGCGGAACCCGUGGGCACCCCUCUGUCGGAGCCUCUCAGCAGCACCCCACAGUCCAUCCACGCGGAAGCCCAGGAGGCAGAUUACCUGAGUGGUUCAGAAGAUCACCUGGAAAGGACCUUCCUGUAUUGUAACCAGACUCGGAACAGCCCCGCCAGGGUCAAUAGCAACUCCAAGGCCAAGCCCGAGUCGGUCUCCACCUGCUCGGUCACCUCUCCCGACGACAUGUCCACCAAGUCGGACGACUCCUUCCAGAGCCUUCACAGCAGCCUGCCCCUGGACACCUUCACCAAGUUUGUGGCCAGCGAUCGGGAGUGCCCCCGUCUGCUGCUCAGCGCGCUGUCCCAGGAAGAGCUGGCUUCGGAGAUCAUUGUGCUGCAGGAAGCCAUCAGUGAAAAGGCCGAUAAAGCUUGGAGCGAGUCUCCCGUCCUGACUAAGGACCCCAGCAAGUCCUCCUUCUCUCUGGAGAACCACAACACCUGCCUCGACCCUGUGGGCAAGAACACCUGGUCCCACCCUGCUGAGGCGGAAACCUUACCUGAUCCCCUCCACAUCAACAAAGGCAGCAACACCAAGGACUUCAGCGAAGAGCUCUUCGAGGAUCCCCCAGUGGGGUUCACCAUGCCUGAAGCCAAGAAAUUACCCUGUUCUCUGCCAUAUGGUCCCAAACCGAAUCUCCCAGAUGCUCCCUCUAACCCUGGGACAACUGCUUUUGGCUGCUUUCCGGAUACAACCACUGACUCAGUGGGUUCUGGUGAUAAUGCAAACCCCUUUGCGUGGCCAGAGGAGAACUUGGGGGAUGCCUGUCCCAGGUGGGGUCUGCAUCCCACAGAGCUCCCUAAGAGCCUGGGUCGAGGGAAGCCUCCAGAGGGGUCGAGCAAAGAGAAAACAAAUGACACCGUUUGUAUGGGCUUCCCAGAGGCAGAGCCAGUGGGCGAGAAGGAGGAGGUGAGAGAUUUCAAGCAUGAGGAGGUCAGAGAUGUGAAGGAGGAAGACAUCCUGGGGUGCCAGGAGGCCAACAAAGCUGACAGGUGGCUGGAGGACAGUAGGCACUGCUGCCCGGCUGGUGACUUCAGUGAUAUCUCCUUGCUGCCCUCCUCAGAGAGAAAAGACUUGGAGGCAGAAGAGUACUCCUCCCUUUGUGAGCUCCUGGCCAGCCCUGAGCAGAGGCCUGGGCUGCAGGACCCAUCUCCCCCCAAGACCCCAUUGAUCUGCACUAAGGAGGAGCCCGAGGGGUCUCUCAGUCCAAAGGCUAACUGGGUUUCUCCCUGUCGCCUCUCCGGAGAGUCUGUCAUCCUGCUGGGUCCAGCUGUGGGCACAGAAUCCAAGGUCAAGAGUUGGUUUGAGUCAUCCCUGUCUCACAUGAAGCCGGAGGAAGGGGCAACAGAGAACGAGAGCGCACCUCCAGAUAAUAUCGCGCCCAGUGCCCCUCUGCCAGGAAAGCUGAACAAGCCGGCCUUGCCUGAAAAUACCCUGGCCAAGAAAGGGCCCAUGCCGAGAGGGAAGAGCCUGAGGAGCCGUCGAGUGCAGAGAGGGCUGCCAGAGGGAGAGGAAUCGGGCUGCAAGGCCCCAGACCUGCCCAAGGACCUUUCACUGCCAGAGCCCUGCACAGGGCAGCCCCAGGGCCACACAGAAGGGGCCGGCACCCCCGGCCAGCUGGGCCCAGCCGGGAGGGUUGUGGCCGAGGGGCUGCCCAGGAUGUGCACCCGCUCCUUCACAGCCCUCAAUGAGCCCCGAACCCCUGGCUCCCAUCCACCGAGCCUAACCGGGGCAUCCUCCCAACCCGAGAAGCUGGGGACAAAACAGAGAGCCGGUUUCAAGUCUGGGAAGAGAGCAGGAAAACUGUCCCCUAAGGUGGCUUCUAGCCCCAGUGACCCCGCCGCUCUGCCCGUGCCCAGCCUAGCCCAAGAGAACAGCUCCAUGGGGCCCAAGCUGAAGGACGCCGAGUCCCCGGAUAUCCCAGCGAAGGACCAGAGGUCCAUGAUCCUCCGGUCUCGAACCAAAGCCCAGGAGCUCUUUCACCCCAAGCGGAGGAGGCCGACGGAAGGGAGGCUGCCAAACUGCAAAACUGCCAAGAAACUCAUUCCUAAUAACCACCUACCACCCAGCUUCAAGAUGCCUGGCAGUGCCCAGAAAGAGGGGAAAGCAAGCCGGAGGGUGAAGCUCCCCAAACCUGCGCCUGGUGUGGGAGGCAAGCUGCCAGAGCGCCAGCUGCACUCCCUGAAGAGGAAGUCCACCUUCAUGUCUCCCAUCCCAGCCAAGAAGAGGAAUCUGAUUCUUCGCAGCGGGGGCAGCCCCGGGAGCAUCAAGGAGGAGAAGGCCGAGCCUUCUUCCCCCAGCCUCUUCAAGAGGAUCUCCAGCCCCAAAAAAGCCAAGGCCGCCAAGGGCACCUGCGAGCCCGCCCUGAAAGCCCCUCCUCCGGAGACCCCCAACGUCUGCAUCAAAAUCACCUCCCGGGCCGCCUUCCAGGGAGCCAUGAAGACCAAGGUCCUGCCUCCCCGCAAGGGCCGAGGCCUGAAGUUGGAAGCCAUCGUGCAGAAGAUCACCUCUCCCAGCCUAAAGAAGUUUGCAUGCAAAACAGCCACGGCGGCAGCGGCGGCGGCGGCGGCGGCGGCUGCAGCGGCCGCGGCCGCCGCAGCAGUGGUGGCUCCGACCCACAGCAACCCUCUGAGCCCGUCCCUCCCCGAGAAGGAGAGGGCCUUAAAGAAGGCCGGGGCCGGCCCCGCCGGGGGAGACGCCAGGCCCCUCAACCCGGGCCUGGCUCAGAAGCCUCCCGCGGCCCCCGGAGCCGAGCAAUUAUGCAGAAAUGCCAGCAGCAGAUCCUUAAAAGGGAAACUCAUGAACAGUAAGAAGCUGUCCUCCGACUGUUUCAAGGGUGAGGCCUGUUCCUCUCCGGAGGCAGCGCAGCCGCAGCAGGAGGAGCAGCCCCAGCAGCCGCCCGGCGGCGGGGAGGCUACGAAGAGUCUCGGCCUGGUGACCAAGAAGAGGAGCCGGAAGGGGAAGGCGGCCGCCCUGGGCCUGGCCAAGCUCCCCCUGGAGAAGCGAGCCCAUCUGGCGCCUGGCCUGCUGCUGGCCUCCAGGGAGAGGGCGGCCGUGGGGGGAGGCCUGGCCGACGGUGGGGAGGACAGGGAAGGGGGAGGAGGGAAGAAAGGCGGCCUGGAGGACAAAGGCCUCGGCCCAGAGCCCUCGGAGGGCCGGGCGUCGCAGCCGCAGACCCGGGCCCAGAAGCAGCCCGCCGGCCAGGCCAGCUACAAUGGCGGCUACUCCAAGCGGCAGCGCAAACGGCUCACGCGAGGCAAGGCCAAGAACGUGGCUUCCCAGUGCAAGAGUCGAGCCAAAAGGCGAAGGCAGCAGCAGCACGCCCCGCCCCUGGACCCUGCCGAGCCCGAGAUCCGCCUCAAGUACAUUUCCUGCAAAAGGCUCCGGACUGAUAGCAGGGCUCCACCCUUCUCCCCCUACGUCAGGGUGGAGAAGAAGGAUGAGUUCACUACCACCUGUACUGUGGUCAACUCCCCUGGGGAAGAGCCCAAGCCCCGAAAGGAGAAGCCUUCCUCCUCUUCUUCCUCCUCCUCCUCCUCCUCCUCUUCUUCCUCCUCCUCCUCCUCCUCUUCCUCCUCCUCCUCAGCUGCCUCCCCUACCACCUCCUCCUCUGCCCUGGCCACCCUCCCUGGGGGGGCCUCCCUCCAGGCCCGGGCUGUGCUGCCCCUCUCCUCCACCAUGCACCUUGGGCCUGUGGUCUCCAAGACCCUGAGCGCGGCCUGCCUGGUCUGCUGCCUCUGCCAAAACCCUGCCAACUACAAAGACCUGGGGGACCUCUGUGGGCCCUACUACCCCGAGGACUGCCUGCCCAAAAAGAAGUCCAGACUCAAGGAGAAAGCCAGGGCCGAGGGCCCGGGGGAGGAGGCGGCGCCCCUGGAGAGAACACUCAGAGGCCUGGAGAGCCCCUGCCCAGCCGGGCCCGGGAAGCCGCCCAGGCCCGAGGCCCCCGCCGAGGCCGCCAAGCCCAGCUCCCUGAGGUCCAGCUCUCGGGGCCUCUACCGCAAGCUGCAGAGCUGCUACUGCUGUGACGAGCAGAGGACCGAAGACGAGGAGGCCCCCGCGGCCGACAAGCCCAGGAAGCACGAGUGCAGCAAGGUCGAGGCCCCGGCACCGGAGCUGAGCGGAGACACGCAGGAGCACUGGGUGCACGAGGGCUGUGCCAUAUGGACUGCUGGCGUCUACCUGGUGGCCGGGAAGCUGUUCGGCCUGCAGGAGGCCAUGAAGACGGCUGCAGAUGUGAGAUGUUCCAGCUGUCAGCAAGUAGGUGCCACCCUUGGCUGCUGCCACAAAGGAUGCCCUCAAACCUACCACUACGCAUGUGCCAGUGACACAGAGGCAGCUGUUGUAAUCUACCCUCCUGGGUCUUACCUCCUCCAUCUGGACAGGAGAUGGCGCCAAGCCUGGGCCCACUUCUCACCUGGAGCUGUGACCGGACCACCCAGACCGGCAAGGAAGAGAGGAACAGGACCCUUCCUCCCCCUUGAUCUGCUGACCUAACCAGAGGCCCUUUCUUUCUGAAUGUUCUCAUCUGCUUAUGGCUAGUCCCGUCCACCUCCUGGGUCUCCUCCCUGCAAAGAACCACUCCUCAGAGUUGACCCAGGCUUGCUGACCAGUAGGAUCCAGGCCCUGGAUUUGUGGAUCUGGGAUCCGUCAGACAAGACAUCCUUACACCAUAUCCCUCCCCUGGUAGGGAAGGGUUCUAGGCCUCUCUCACCGGGUGACAGAGAGAUUGCACGGGACAGGUUGGUAGGAAAGGGGGGGCGGGGAGAGGGUCUGGGAGUGCAGCAGUGGGGGGGCUUUGUGUCAAGCUUAGAUCCUUUUCCCAGCGCUCUCUUGCCCGCUCCUGACCCUGCCGGCUCCUGGGGGGCAAGGCCUGGUACUUGGAGCCCGAGAGGCCAGGUCUGACUUUGCCUUUGCUCCCUGCCCAACUGCACUGCAGCCCCUGCCCAGCGUGGGUCCCACUGGCCCUCGAUGGAGAAGCGCCCGACUCUUCCCGCUUGGUAAGCUGCACCCGCGUUCAGUCCUAGAGAAAUAGAGACCGUGGCCAGCCGAGGGGGUGGCCGGAGGGACAGUGCAGCAUGUGGAGCUAGUGGCCUAAAGGGACUGUCCGCUCUUCCCUCCGUCACCUCCUCCACCCGCAAGCAAGAGGAGGGAAGAAGAGGCUGGUGUGAGCCGGACUGGCACGUGUAAUUUCUCGGAGGUUGUGGGGGGUCCCCCAUCACUGCUGUCCCCGCGGUCCCUCCCCUUUCUUGCCCGCCGCGCCCCAGCAGGAUGGAUCGGGGCCGCCCAAGUGUCUGCUUCUGUUCGGUGGGGGAAGGGGCGUGAGCGCGAGCGGGGUGGGUAGGAGGCGACUUUUUGCAUGCCCAGCGCAAACCCUGGUUAGGUUAGUUUAGUUGAAGAAAUGUAAAGUCUUUGGAAACCCCCGGGGCCCUCGGAGUAGCCCAGGGCAGAGCCCUGUUCCUGGCAGAAGCCCGGGGGCAGGGGCCGGAGCCGCAGCCCCCCGCUUUCAGAUCAGUGACCGGCCCGCGGGGCUGGCCUCCGGCUCUCCCGGGGCCUCGGGGAGGGAAGAGAGCAUCCGCUUUUAGUCAGUCUUCCCCGCUGAGGCUUGAUGAGAGACCCUGCUCUUUUGCUGACCAUCUGACUCGGUUUCCUCAUCUGUAAAAUGAUGGGGCUGGACUCGGCGAUUUCUGCGCGGUCCCUCCCGAGGGCCCCGGCCCGGGCAGAGCUGUGCAGCCGCUCCCCCGCGCCCCGGCGCCCCUCCCCGAGGUGCCCGGGGACCCCCGCUCCCGGACGCGCUCCCGGCCUGGCUCCUGUGUGUUGUGCCCCCUCCCCCGGCAGUGCCCGCCCCGCCCCGCCCCGCCCGCCAGGAGGGGGGCCGGCCGGCGCUCUCUGCGCAUGUGCGUGUGUGGCGCCCGCGUGCGUCCGCGGGCCAGGGCCCGUGCGGGGGGGGGAGGGGGGCCGGCGGGGGCCGCGGCCGGAGAACAGAUAUAUCAUGUGUAUACAAUAUAUAUGUACCGUUCUAUAUAUAUGUUAUAUAUAAUGUAUAUAUGUCUGAGACGUGCUCGCUCUUGUUCACCACAUCGGUUCCACCGCAAGCAGCAACCUCGGUCCUCGGGCUCCUGCCCAACGCCCCCCCUACCCCCCCCGGAGCUGGGCCGGGGGAGCAGGCAUCGCGUCACGGAGACCCCCCCCACCGGCCCAGGCAGGAAGCCCCGCCGCGCGAGCCCCGCCCACUGCAUCCGUCCGUCCGUCCGUGCCCCCGCUUAGCCCGGCCCGCCCGCUCACUCUGGACUCUGGAGGUGGCCUUCCGGGGCCACCGGGGGGCGCCCCACUCAGCUCCCGACCGUCUUAGUGGCAUCAUGUACAUAUGACUGUAAAAUGGUAAACCGUGUGUAUUAUAUAUUGCCUCAUUAUAUAGUGUAUAUAUAUGUAUACAUAUACAUAUAUAUAAUAUAUAUGAAGACUGUAAAUGUUAAGACUAGUGUUCUUAUUAGUAUAUUGCUUCACACUGAAGAUUGUGUGUUAACGAGCUGUUUCUAAAAGAUGUUUAUUUUCCUUAAGAGUAAAAAAAGAAAAAAAACAGGUCAUUGCAUUAAAAAAACCGUCAAUAAAGAUACAACAAUUGUUUUGGAA